CCCAGCGCAACGGACCACAGGGUCUGCCAUCCUUUGUCAAGUCACUUUCAUCGGAUGCAUUUGGCCCGUUGCCUUGGCAAAUUUCCUUACUAAGAAACUACAAAGCACUUAUUGCAUUCGACCCUGUGUUCCGGCAUGCUGAUCCGCAGGCCCAGGCAAGCGUGGUGGAUAUAUCAAGAGCUGUCCAAGCAAUGGUGCAGAGCGGCCAAUUACUUUGGUUAAGCGACCUCUAUCGCCUCGUGUUUGGGUUCCACGUAGAAGAAGCAGUAAAUCGGACAGGCACAGUACUCGGAACGUAAUGCUUACCUACCAUCCUACAGUAUUCUGUUUAUUCCUCUACUCGACUUCUGGCUUCGAUUACCCUCAACUGUAUCUGGCCAGCAGCGGGAUUCACAAGAGGAUGGGAGGCGGGCGGCGGUAGAGAAGAAGAAGCAGGCUUGAGCUGGGUGGACUUUUACAUCGUGUGUAUAGCUAGUCAUACUGCCUGUGCAGUAUUGUAGGAUAUGGGAUUGAAUGUUUCCGGGGAUAGGGCAGCUCCAUUCGCGACCCAUCUGUGCAAAGCGAGACUGCAUCGCUUUUUCUUUUAUAAUUAUAUCUGUGUGGCAGUUGGAGGUGUUGGAAGGAAAAUCUUUUGUUUGGGUGUUCUCAAGUGCCUUAAAUCUACUCCGUACCGAAGGAAAACAUAUGAGAUGAGGCCCUGGCUUUGGCCACUAGAAGCACGCAGUUUGAAAAUUGGCACUGUAUUGACCAAUGUGUUUGUCUUUCUGGGUUAGACGAAAUUUCACAUGGCAGGAAACAUGUAAUGGUAGUCACCACCAAAAGGCAUACAUUGACGAUCUAAAUAUCCCAUGUUCGGAUAUUAAAAUCCUUCCGACCAGGAGUUGUUAGCAGCGCCCUUAU
Molecule: messenger RNA, 900 nt
Organism: Aspergillus alliaceus
Lineage: Eukaryota; Fungi; Ascomycota; Eurotiomycetes; Eurotiales; Aspergillaceae
Exons: 1
Coding region: 504-773 (89 amino acids)
Source: RefSeq, a predicted model, not a curated record